Molecule: messenger RNA, 2100 nt
Organism: Solanum dulcamara
Lineage: Eukaryota; Viridiplantae; Streptophyta; Magnoliopsida; Solanales; Solanaceae
Exons: 3
Coding region: 120-1559 (479 amino acids)
Molecular function (GO): acetylglucosaminyltransferase activity
Source: RefSeq, a predicted model, not a curated record
UGUAACCGAUUUUUCUAUACCAAAUUAAAAAGAUUGUCAAAUUUCUCCACAAAGGGGUUGUAGUGAAUUGAAUUUCUCUAAACCCCUUCUUCCCAUUGUCAUCCAAUUCAUCCUCAGAAAUGCAAUUUUUUAAUUUUCCUAGCAAGAAACAAUAUUAUUCCACCAAUAGUUUCAAGAAUCUAAUUAUAAUAUCCUGUUUUGGUUGCAUAAUUUAUUUUAUUUGUUCUAUUUUUCUUGCUCGUAACAACACCAAUAAGCAUUUACAUACAUCAAUUUCAUUACAAAAUGAUGAAAAUUUAUCAUUACAAACAAAUCUUGAUCAUGUUGUUUUUGGGAUUGCAUCAAAUGAGCUAUCUUGGUCUAAAAGAAAAGAAUAUGUUAAGCUUUGGUGGAAGCCCCCAAAAAUGAGGGGUUGUGUGUUUCUUGAAAAAAUGCCAGUUUUUUCAUCAAAUGAAACAAAUGAUGAGUCUUUGCCUCCAAUUUGCAUUUCUGAGGAUAUUUCUGAUUUCAGAUAUACACAUAAAGGUGGGACCCCUUCAGCUAUUCGUGUGGCACGUGUCGUUUCGGAGACGGUGGGGCUUAAUUAUUCUAAUGUUAGAUGGUUUGUGUUUGGUGAUGAUGAUACAAUUUUCUUCCCAGAAAAUUUGGUUAAGACACUAUCUAAAUAUGAUCAUGGCUUUUGGUACUACAUUGGGACAAAUUCAGAAAGUUUUAUGCAGAACAAGUAUUUUUCCUAUGAAAUGGCUUUUGGUGGAGCUGGUUUUGCUAUAAGUUAUCCAUUGGCUAAAGUUUUAGCUAAAGUUUUUGAUUCUUGCAUAGAAAGAUACCCUCACUUGUAUGGAAGUGAUGGUAGAAUUCAUGCUUGUUUGUCAGAGCUUGGUGUUGGAUUAACCCGUGAGCCCGGGUUUCAUCAGAUGGAUUUUCAUAGAAAUGUGUUUGGAAUGUUGGCUGCACAUCCCCUCAGGCCAUUGGUAUCUAUGCAUCAUAUGGAGGAAAUUGAUCCUAUAUUCCCAAAUAUGACAACAGUGAAGGCUCUGGAGCAUUUGUACAAUGCUGCAAACUUCGAUCCACAUCGGAUUUUGCAGCAAACUGUAUGCUACGAUCGUUGGUUUUCUUGGACAGUGUCAGUAUCUUGGGGAUAUGCUGUUCAAGUGUUUGAUAAGCAUGUGCUUUUACCAAACGUUCAGCGCGUACAAGAGAGCUACGCUCCCUGGAAAAACAGUCAUUUGGGUGGACUAUACGACUUUGAUACAAAGAAAUAUGAAUCUGAUCCAUGCCAAAGGCAGCUUGUUUUUUUCAUGGACAAAGUUUCUUCUGGCAUCAAUGGAACUGAGACUAUUUACAAGAAGAAAACAUCUGAGAAAUGCAAAUUCGACAUGAGUUCACCUAGAAGACUAGAAAAAAUCAGAGUGUUAUCAAACAAGUUAGUCCUAGAUAAACAACAGUUGCUUGCUCCAAGAAGGCAUUGCUGUGAUGUAUUACCUUCUACAUCGGGCAACGUCAUGGAAGUAGCGAUAAGAGAAUGCAAGGAAGAUGAACUAAUUUACAUGCAGCAUUAGUACAAUAUAUUCUUGAGAAAUUCAGCAACCAUUUGAUGGUCUCACCAAUUGCCUGAUCCAAUCGCGCAAUCUCCAUUCUCAUGAAAUUGUGAAUCUGAAGAAGCCAUUGCUCCGGAAAAAAAAAUGAUUUGAGGGCCUAGAGCAUACUGGGGGAAGCUUUUUUCUUUGAGAAAUCAGUUUUGUACAUGUAUUAACUCGGACUAGAUGUAUACUACAGGAAACUAGGCACAUAAACAAAUUAGGAAACAUGUAAGAAAACCUUUGUUACUUGUGAGUUAACAAAAAAAAAAGUUGCAAUUUUGACUGUAACUUGUUCAAAAUUUACUUUCUUAAUGUCUUGUGUGAUGAGUACUUGAGGAAAUUUGACACUAGACAAGGAUAUAAACUUGCAGAAAACCACUACGGUUUGUAAGCUAUUUACCAUUCGUAGCAAAUGUUUCAUUGUCAGGUACAUGUAUUUAGUGUAUUCAUUCGAGCGACGAAUACAAUCUGUGUCAACUAUAUUUGUUUGCUCAAUGAAUACAACCUUUAUCACUGUAUU